AUGGAUGGGGCUAGAUCCUCCGUCCUCGCCGAAUCCGAUCCCACGGAUUCUAUACCAGUACAUGGUUUAGAUUAUGAAUCAAACAUCACUAUCGAAUCUUUACUCAAAGGUUUCAAAUUUGGUGGAUUCCAAUCCACGCAUCUGGGUUUAUCAGCCGAAAUAAUUGAUUGUAUGCUUAGAACGCGGCAACAAUGUGAAUUAGAAACUGGCACGGAGUUUGAAAAUAAGGGAUAUAAGAUAUUCAUAAGCUUCACUAGUAACAUGAUCUCUUCUGGAAUCAGAGAAGCUUUGGUUUACUUGGCCAAACAUAGGCUAAUAGAUGUACUAGUAACCACAGCUGGAGGAGUGGAAGAAGAUAUUAUCAAAUGCCUUGGAAACACUGUACUGGGAAGUUUUAGUAUGAAAGGCAGUGAACUUAGAGAUAAGGGAUGGAAUCGCAUAGGCAAUUUGAUUGUUCCCAACGAAAAUUACUGCCUUUUUGAAAAAUGGAUUCAGCCACUACUGGACGAAUUGUGGCAAAUCCAAAAUAAAACUGGUAAAAUUUGGACACCAUCAGAAAUGAUUGACUUUUUUGGUAACAAAAUAAAUGAUCCAACAUCUCUGGCGUAUUGGUGUCACACUAACAAAAUCCCAAUUUUUUGUCCAGGCCUAACUGAUGGGUCUUUGGGUGACAACAUUUUCUUCCAUAGCUAUGCAAAAUCUGAAAAUCCACUAAUAGUGGACAUUGCUGCAGACAUACGUAAAAUCAAUGAUAUUGCGAUACACGCGAAACACACGGGCAUAAUCGUUUUGGGCGGUGGUCUGCCUAAACAUCACAUUUGCAAUGCCAAUUUGAUGCGGAAUGGAGCAGAUCAUGCUGUAUACAUUUCAACUGCCCAAGAAUAUGAUGGUAGCGAUUCCGGAGCACAGCCUGAUGAAGCUGUUAGUUGGGGAAAGAUCAAAUCCAAUGCAAAUCCAAUUAAGGUACAUGGAGAUGCUACUAUUAUCUUCCCAUUACUAGUGGCUGGAGUAUUUAAGAAGUUUGUCAAAAAUAGCUUGUAG
Molecule: messenger RNA, 1041 nt
Organism: Babesia microti strain RI
Lineage: Eukaryota; Apicomplexa; Aconoidasida; Piroplasmida; Babesiidae
Product: deoxyhypusine synthase
Exons: 1
Coding region: 1-1041 (346 amino acids)
Biological process (GO): peptidyl-hypusine biosynthetic process
Cellular component (GO): cytoplasm
Molecular function (GO): deoxyhypusine synthase activity
Source: RefSeq, a predicted model, not a curated record